AAAUGUCUGCACAGCGGCACAUUAUCCUCUGCAAUAUGUUUUUUUUGACCUGUCCUCUAUUUUACAUGUAGUCCUAUUUAUCCUACUGGGGUGUUUAUUAGAUUUAUCUCAGUGUGUUUAAGGCCCGGUCAAACACCUAUACUAUACUAUUCACUAAAUAUAUGGGAUCACUUUUGCCUACUUUAAAUCUAUAUUAAUAUAACUGAGCUACAAUUUAAAGUUUUCUUUCAGCGUUCAUUUGGUUUAUAUUUAUGUCUGAAUUUGUGGUGAUUUAUACACGUUGUCAUGGCUGCCCAAUUUCACUCAAACAACAAAAAGGAGGCUGCAAAACAAUUCGUUUGACACUAUUGUUGUUGCUUUGGUCUUAGUUAGUACACAUGAGAAUACUGUCAUCUUGUGGCCAUUAGUCGCCGCUGCACAAGUCCCAAUCUCAAUAUCCACUCUCAGCUCUGAAGUCUGAACCGUCACAUGCUUGCAUGAGUGCAAGAGGGAGCAAUUGUAUUUCUGCAUUUUAGAAAUCAUCAUCUCAUCACAGAACCUUCCAGCUCCUUCCAUGUUCUGUGUUUUCCUAAUUGUAUGUUUUUGUAUGUUCCUGUUUUGAAAGUUACAAUGCUAUGAAUUCUGGGUUAUUCUCACAGUCUGAAGGAUUGUGCACAUAUGGAACAUGUGCAUACGGGGCUCAAAACAUCUGUGGGCGAGCCUUUAGACGGCCUUUGCUGAUUUUACUGCAGGCCCGACAGCCAGAGAGGUGGCUGAAGGUUUUAAAAUCAUGAGCUCCCUGACAACAGCUCAGCAGCAUCUCUGACACAAUGAAAACCUCUGGCGUGUUCCAGGAUCUGCUAUCUGAUUCAGGGAUGUCACCACGAGCGGUGUCCAGAGGUGACACAACUGCACAGGAUAUCAAAGGGUUAAGCGACGUUCCUGCCCCUAGGUGACCCUCUCGGGCAGUGCUUACUCCAAAGAUAGUGAAAGCUUUGCUGACAAGAUAGAGGACUCAAGCCAAAACCAAUAGAAAAGGCUGUCUGACAACGCCGAGGCAUUGUUUCAGUCAGUUUUAGUAGCUGGGAGUAAAGGAAAAGAGGAGACGGUGUGACUCAGGGACACAUAUAAGGAUUCCUGGCAGCAGGGCAGGGUCACAGUAUGCGGAAUAACUUAUGCUAAUGAUAGGAUGCUAACAGCCUAAGUGCACAUCGCCAGCAGACACUAAGAUCACAUUUCGCCACAGAAACACAUGUACAAGUAAAACAGUCACACCUCAUAAAAAAAAAAAAAGAAUUUCUGCACACCAGUAUAAUCAAUAAUUGUCAUCAUAACAUCGACAGCUCUUGGAAACAAGGCUUCACUUUAUUUGCAUCCAAGAACUGAGACAAUUACGCAGACAUGGAUAUGAAUUUGAUAUUAAUUCUGUGUGCCAACCCACCUACAAACUCCACCAAUCAUGUAGCUUCUUUAUAUGUAGUUAAGGUUGAGGCUAAAGGUAGUUGGGGUUUAGGUCUGCCAAUUCUAUUAAAGUAGGCAGGAUUUAUAAGCAGCCUGAGAGGCUGGAAGCACGGAUGCUUUCACAUCCCAAGGCCCACCUUCCAUGAGCUGCGUACCACAUAUCACUAGCAUGUUUUUUUCUGGUUUAAUGUUGCCAGACAACCAUAUGAGGACCUAAUUCAAGUUCAUCUAAUGCUAACAGGCUGACGUGUAACGGUGUGUAACAUCCAUACACACCCAAAUAAUCCUGAGUUUCAUCUAUUUUGUGUUGCAGAUUUUUAAAUUUUUGAAAAUGAUUGCAAAAUGCUUAUGAAGUGCUACUUUUAGUGCCGAAUUCUACACUCAGCUGAACAAACCCUUAAAAAUCCAUUAACUGGCUGUGCCUGGCUAAUUAGCAAAGAUUAUCAUGUGGAUAUCAACAGUCAUUUAUUUCUCUCAUAAUACUAAUAAAAGUGACUACUGGACAACAGGGGACAAAGUCAAAGAUGUCUUAUGUACUGUCAGAACAGCCAACACGAAAACUGGUGAUAGCUUCAGCCUUAAGAGAGGAUAAGAGAAAACUGAAAAACAUGAAUUUCAACACUGGACUGUUUUCUUGUCACUGUUUUCUUUUGGCGGAUGCCUUCUGUCUGUGGCAUCCUGACAGAAAUGUACCAUGUCUUUAUCUCUCUUUCUUUCUGUAUACACAACAUCUUUCCCACAUGGCAAUGGGGUUCUGUGUGUUUCAGUGGCUAUUUUGUAAACACAAAGGGCCAUAACGAAGAGCUAGCUUCACUUACUUUCUAACCCACAGAUAACAAACAUGGAGCGAACAAGUAGCAUUAGGAGAAAAGCCAUGGCCAGACAACAUAAAGGAGAAGUCAUGAUUGCGGGAGAACAACUCAGGUUGAGGCUUCACGAUGGAAAACUGAUCAAGGACAGGCGUUACCACCUGCGUACGUAUCCAAACUGCUUUGUGGCACAGGAACUCAUAGACUGGCUGGUGAGCCAUAAGGAAGCUCCAGAUCGAGCAAUUGCUGCUUGCCUCAUGCAGCACCUCAUGGAUCAUGACAUCGUUCACCACGUCUGUGAUAAGAGGCCAGUAUUCAAGGAUGCCAAACUGCUGUACCGUUUCCGCAAGGAUGAUGGCACAUUUCCCUUCAAUACAGAGGUGAAAAUCUUCAUUCGAGGACAACGAAUGUAUGAACAUCUCAUAGGGGACAAGAACUCCAUUCUGAAGGAAAGAGAGGAGCAUGGUGUUGCAUAUCAGCGCUCCUUUCCUGGCUGCCAGCUGAUCGACUGGCUCCUUCAGAACGGCGAGGCAGAGAGCCGGCGUAGGGGACUGGAGCUGUGCCGCGCAUUGCAGGAGCAUGGCAUCAUUCAGCACGUGGCAAAGAAGCAUGGCUUCUUUGACAGUGGACUGCUCUAUCAGUUCUGCAUCAAUUUUCGCCGCCGCCGCCGCCUAUCUGAACUGUUAAAUGAAAGUGAACAAGACAAUGAGGAGGGUGUGGUUGUGUCGACAGAAGAGGACAACCGUCCUGAUAGUCCAUUUGUUCUGCGCAAAAGCUCGCCUCAGGAGGACACACCAGCUUUCCAGUCUGUGAGGUCGAGUAAAGACCUGAAACAGGUUACCAGUGGGCGUCGAGGCAGCUUAAAUUCCCUUGAGCUUCACUCUGCUGGAUGUCCACCUCUUGUCCAGCUGGCUUCAACCUCAGUGGUGAGAUGCAAUCCUAAAUCAGUACUUAGAAGAAAUUUUACACGUGAAGAGUUAUUGGCACCUGGCGCACCCUUCAUCAAGAGAGUGUUGACGGUGAUAGGAGAUGCCUUGGGCUGGGGCUUUGUUGUCAGAGGCACGGCUCCCUGUUACGUGCAGGCUGUUGACCCUGGAAGCCCUGCAGCAGCAGCUGGAGUUAAGGUGCGGCAGUUUGUGUGCCAGGUGAACGGACAGUGUGUUCUCCACCUGGACUAUAGGACAGUCUCCAGACUGGUGGUGACAGGAACUCGCACUGUUGUACUGGAAGUUAUGGAACCACUAGAAUGAUGACGACAACAACAACUGUCUUAAAGUGUAGCUCUUUUUUUUUUUUUUUUGGACACAACUGCAUUUGCUGGAACUGAAAUAUAAUAUUAAGAAAUAUCUUUUUUUUCAAUUACAGACUAGUAUGGGCAGAGUUCAUGUACUCAUUUGUGGGAAACAAAAAAACAAUAAAAUCAAUCAAUCAAAAUGGUUAUCUUGGUUGCAGCAAGAGUAAGUUAACUACAAAGGGUUGUGCCUGUGGUGUUUUCAUGAACCUGAAUUUCUUAACAAUGAAUGCUGGCUUUUUAUAACUGAAAAUAAAAGUGUAUUAAUACGACCACAAUGAUUACUACAUUUGGGCCAUCCAGGCCAUGGAUCCAUGAAUCGGCCCAUAGAAUGUAUGAUCCAGCCCCUGCCCAGCUCCCUGCUACGACUUCCGUCGUUUUCUCGUCGCCAUUUUGGAUUGAGAGUUGGCUCUCUUGGAAUAGAUAACGUUAGCAGGCUGUCUUGACCACCGGUGCAAGUACAAUAACUGAUUAGAGGACACUGGCUGGUCCUGGCAGUCAACUUUUUUUUUAAGUAUACUAUUUUCAUGAGAUGUGUACCACUCUGUCCUGCCUUUCGUUCCUCCAGCUAGCUAGCAGCUGCAGCAAAGCAGAUGUGACUAACGAGUUAGCUAGCUGUGGAGCUGAGCAUCAGCACCGGCUUUGAGGAGAGCGAACAUCACCACCAGUCUGCACGUCCCGACACAUUAAUGUAGUAAGGCUAGUCCGUAGGCGUAUCGUUAGUAUAUCUGGUCAAACCAGCACUCAGUCAAGCUAACUUGAAGCAUGCCCGCUGAAACAGUAACGUUAAUGGUACUGGGCCCCUGAAGAAACUGAAGUCUUGAACACAGAUAACGUUAUCCAUUCAUCGAGAGAUGUAUCAACUCCCAGUGAAUAACCUUUCAAGAAUCCGGAGAGCUAGGAAGCAAGU
Messenger RNA from Siniperca chuatsi (mandarin fish), 4450 nucleotides. RefSeq names its product DEP domain-containing mTOR-interacting protein. The transcript is spliced from 11 exons. The record is from RefSeq and is a predicted model, not a curated record. Gene Ontology annotation, cellular component: nucleus. Gene Ontology annotation, molecular function: DNA binding; protein binding. NCBI's taxonomy places the organism in Eukaryota, Metazoa, Chordata, Actinopteri, Centrarchiformes, Sinipercidae. Gene Ontology annotation, biological process: intracellular signal transduction; regulation of gene expression. The coding region runs from base 2282 to 3499 and encodes 405 amino acids.